AUGGGAAGCGGAGAGAAAAACCGCCGCCGCUUAACUGAUCCGGGCAUAUGCUUAUCCGCAUGCAAAUUUCACGAAUUUCUCGAACGCGCCAUUAUUACUCCUUUAUUUUUAUUGUCAUUAAAAUUAUUAUUAUUGCUAUUAUUAUUAUUAUUAUUAUUAUUAUUAUUAUUAUUAUUAUUAUUAUUAUUAUUAUUAUUAUUAUUAUUAUUAUUAUUAUUAUUAUUAUUAUUAUUAUUAUUAUAUUAA
Messenger RNA from Necator americanus (New World hookworm), 246 nucleotides. RefSeq lists its product as uncharacterized. The record is from RefSeq and is a predicted model, not a curated record. NCBI's taxonomy places the organism in Eukaryota, Metazoa, Nematoda, Chromadorea, Rhabditida, Ancylostomatidae. The coding region runs from base 1 to 246 and encodes 81 amino acids. The transcript has 2 exons.